Messenger RNA from Fomitopsis serialis, 585 nucleotides. RefSeq lists its product as uncharacterized. NCBI's taxonomy places the organism in Eukaryota, Fungi, Basidiomycota, Agaricomycetes, Polyporales, Fomitopsidaceae. Bases 1 to 585 code for a protein of 194 amino acids. The transcript has 4 exons. The record is from RefSeq and is a predicted model, not a curated record.
AUGCACCUUUCAUCGCCCACCGACGAAGCGAUUCGCCAGAGCACCCCCAAGGUGUCGCAGGCCCCUUGGACGAGGUGGUUGGUGGUCGAGCCGAGCGACUUGAGCCCAGAACGAAGGCGGUUCUUGAUCAUGCUGUAUAUACACCGCACGACGGUUGGUACGGUGCUAAAGACCCGUGUACGUGUAGACGAUGAGCCACUCGACUUCGCCAGGAACGCCGCUGUCGUCUUCGCCCGUCUUCCUAGCGGUUACUUCGUUCUGAUGGUGAAGUCCCAAGACUCGGAGCCAGGCGCGGACGACGAGUACCACACGCUGAUAAUCACGGCACAUGUUGCCUUUGGGAUUUACGAGAAAACUAUGGCCAUUUGUUGGGAACAAGGCGACAGGGUCUUCUCCGUCACGUUCAGACAAUCUCAAGAUUUCUGGGCGGUGGUGGCGUGCAUUCGUGCGGCGCGUAUGGACACGGAUUGCAGCCCUGAACUGAGGUCUGCUCGGGAGGAAGCUGAGACUCUUCAAGAUCAACUGCAACACAUAGAAGACACCGCGUUCAUCAGUGUCUUAGAGGCAGCGACGUCGACCGCGUAG